Rhizoctonia solani is the source of this 2238-nucleotide messenger RNA. RefSeq names its product CAMK/CAMK1 protein kinase. Gene Ontology annotation, molecular function: protein serine/threonine kinase activity; ATP binding. The coding region runs from base 1 to 2238 and encodes 745 amino acids. Lineage: Eukaryota; Fungi; Basidiomycota; Agaricomycetes; Cantharellales; Ceratobasidiaceae. Gene Ontology annotation, biological process: negative regulation of glycogen biosynthetic process; intracellular signal transduction; protein phosphorylation. The record is from RefSeq and is a predicted model, not a curated record. The transcript is spliced from 5 exons. Gene Ontology annotation, cellular component: nucleus; cytosol; cytoplasm.
AUGAGCACCAUCGACUCUGGAGUGUAUCUGCUCGAGUCUGACGUCGACGCAUCGCUGGCCGAGCCCAAACACGGCAAGGACAAAUCAGCCCGCGUGAUGUCUACCAACCUCGACUUUCAGCUCACCAGUCCCCUGCCUUCGUCAUCUCCCGCACGCAUUGGGGGUCGUCUACCGCUUCGAACCUCUCACUCGGCUCCACCCUGUCUCAGCAGCUUCUCCCUCAAGGACAUCGCCAAUAACCUCGACGAGCACAACGCACUCAAGCGUUCAAUGGAUAGCCAGCUAGAGGUUGAAACCAAGUCAUCGGACAGCGACCAGGAUGAGGACGUUGUGAUCGCUGUGCAUCCAACACGGCUAUCGCGAGCGAGCAGUGUGGGAAACAGCUAUGGGAUCACAGGGAUAGGGCGGGGAUUUGACUGGAAAUGGGGCAACGAGAGCGAUGAUGAUGACGAGGAGGAAGAAGAAAAGAAAGCACCAGUUAUCCCAGAGAUUCGAGACGAAUCUGAGCAUCCUACCCCGCCUGCUACUCAGAAGAACGGCCUUCCGACUGAAUCACAAACCAAUUUACGUUCCUCGUCGAUGUUUGUCAGGACACCACCUCAAGCUGCAGUUCUCGGUCUCAGUUUGAAUGGUUUACUCAAUGGCCCAUCUCCCCCUGCGGGCCCCCGCUCGGCCGGUCUUCAACGUGGCUUCUCAUACUCUGGGGCAUCAACCCCGGCUGAAUUCUCGCCCUUUCAUUCACCUAGAGUUCGCUCUCCCAAUCUCUCACCCUCGUCCUCAUACGCAAAUCUCCCCGGUGCUCUCAGCUCGCCACAGCUAGCCGCCGCCCGCCUCAACUCGCCUCGAGUGACCAGAUCUCGCUCGAACCAAUCCAGAAGGGUAUCAGUCGUUUCUGGCCGGCAGAUUCCCGUAGCUCGCAUGCCCUCUCCCCCUCCGGACCCUUCGCCCGUCCCUCCUCCGCUUGCUCCGCGGUUAUCGAGGCUCGCCUCUACAACUUCAUUCAUCAGUAUCGCCAGUACAGCCGCCACUGCCCCACCUAGUCCUGGCUCUGAUGGACACAAUCAUUAUAUAGGCGGGCGAUCAAUUGACAACUUUAUGAUCCUCGGAGAAGCAGGCCGUGGAGCUUAUGGUAUGGUCAAGCGCGCCAGAGAGUUUAAGAUCGACGGCAGUCUUGGGCCCAAUGUCAUUAUCAAACAAAUCAUCAAGUCUCGUAUCUUGUCCGAUUGUUGGAAGAAGCAUCCUAUCCAUGGCACCAUUCCCAUCGAAAUCUAUGUGAUGAACGCACUAUCAAAUACCUCAUUCAAACUUCCCCACAAGAGGCCCUGGGACCCAUCACGGUUCCAGACCACUUCAGCACGACACGAAUCCAAGUCGAUUAAAGAUGGCGUCUCCCCAGGCGGCCAUUCCCCUCGUAUGUAUAGCCACGACUUCCAAUCAAUACCCUGGGAAUGGGUUGAGGGUCAAGUUGUUAAAGGUCACCCUAGCAUAUGUCCCCUACUAGACUUUUGGGAGGAUGGACAUUUCUAUUACCUUCUGCUCCCCACUUCAUCUUCAUCCUUCCCAAAAAUAGAUGGCCAAGAGUUUCCCGGAAUCGACUCUAGAGAUACACCACCCAAUGACUUAUUCGACCUGGUCGAAAUGUAUCCGCAGGGAUUGCCUGGAUUUUUAAUUAGAGGUUACCUUGGGCAGAUGGCAGAUGCACUCGCGUUCUUGCAUAGUAAAGGCAUAUGCCAUCGAGAUAUCAAGGACGAGAACGUCGUACUCGGACCAGGUGGUAGAUGUUGGUUGAUAGACUUUGGAAGCUCGGGUGUGGUCAGAAGGGGUGGAUGGGAUACGUUUAGCGGAACCCUUGACUAUGCCGGGCCUGAAAUUUUGCGCGGCGAGAGGUACACCGGGCCUCCUCAGGACGUCUGGGCCUUUGGAGUGGUCGCGUACGUACUCCUCGUAGGCGAGUGUCCGUUUGCGUCAGCACAAGAAGCGCAGGAAGGCCUCGAACCCGGUACCAAGGCACUAGAAUCCUUGCUCGAACGGUGCGGACACGGGCAGGAAGUCGCUUGUGAGGAACCGGAUGGUGGAGGCAGGUUAGGCGAUGCUCUAGAGCUUGUCAAGGCGUGUCUUUCUAUAGACGUAACUAAGCGUCCGACGUUUGAGAAGAUUAUGGUCAGCCGCUACUUGAUGGGUGAGGUCGGAUGGGCACAUUGGGAUCCACCUGCGGAGGCACCACCGCCGGCUAAAUGA